AUGAGUCAACGUGUAGCUGCAAACAUCGUGGCGCAGGAGCCCCUUAUUUCUAGAAUCCGCGAGAUAUCUGCUGCACCCUGUUUGUCGGUUGGUGUGCUGCACAAUGGGGAAACUGUGUACACCGGGCACUUUGGCGCAAUCGACACCACCUCCAGCAUAAAGCCCAACGAUGAGACUAUCCAUUUCAUUGCUUCAAUGUCCAAGGCCAUGGUCAGCGCACUCGUGGGCAUUUUCGUCGAAGAAGGUUUACUCAAAUUCACGACCAAAGCGUAUUCUGUGCUUCCGGAGCUGGAAAAGGCCUUUGGGAACACAGGCUCAAAGUUGACCAUAGCGGACUUACUAUCACACCGGGUAGGCAUCUCAAGAAGCGAUGCGUUAUGGCUACAGUGUGGCGGUAACGAGUUGAUGCCGAAAUCUGCUGCCCUGGGCACAUUCGUUGUUCAACCGGCUGUUCGUGAUUUCAGAACGGAUUUCAUGUACAAUAAUUACUGUUAUGGUAUCGUGGACUUGGUGCUCGAGAAGCUUACCGGAAAGAGCUUGGAGGAGAACAUGCAGGAGAAGAUCUUCAAGCCGCUGGGCAUGACACGCACAACCUUUGAGCCAUGGAUCGCCGACGACAACUUCUCCAGAGCUCAUUUUCCCUUGCAGAAUGGCACCUCUUUUGAGAUCCCUCUGCCUUCCAUUUCCAGCAAAACGAUCAAUGGGGCCUCGGCGGGACUGCCGACAAUCCUCAAAGCCCACAACCAGCUGGACUAUGUCUCGCUGCGUGAGCAAUCGUACGCGCUGGGCUGGGCCCGGGCCCAAUUACCCUGCAUUCUUGGCCGUAUAAACUACAACAAGUCGCUGGUGGCGAAGAUGCCCAUGGUUGGAGAAGGAGCGCCUUCUAAACUCGUUCUUUAUCACGGAGGUAGUCUUCAGGGCAUCGGAUCUGCCGUCUACAUGCUGCCCGAAAGCAAUUCUGUGAUCUUUGCGAUGCAGAACUCGACCGGAUUUUGCGAUGCUUGCGACUGGGUUCCUCAGCUCCUCAUCGAGACCAUCUUUGGAGCAGCGAAUCCAGUCGACUUUCAGGCUCUGGCAAUCGAGGCUGCUGCGAUGGGUAAGACUCUUGCGGACAAGGUUGAGACACAGCUCCAGGAAGGUCGGCAAACAGGAACCACAGCACGAGAUUUGUAUACUUACACUGGUGUGUAUGGCAACCCAAGCGACACAUUCCACAUCAACAUACAAGUGGAGGACGGGAAGCUAUCUAUGACUUUCCAAGACAUACCCUCAGAAACAUACGAGCUGCGACAUUAUCACCACAACGAAUUCGUCUGGAACGAGAGUUUCAAUGGAACGGCGAGAAGGGGCAGGUUCCAGACCCGACCGACGGUCUCGUAUAAGAUUCAAUUUGGCAGUCAAUCUAGUGAAGGCGAUGAUAGGCCGAUUGAGUUUUUAAAAUGGCACUACGAUGAGUAUCUGGCUGAACCGGUACUGUUCCGAAAGAUAGCCACUGUAGCCCGCUAGAUCAAGUACUGCUAUUACCGACAUACAAUCACUUUACUCCAAUAUGU
Mollisia scopiformis is the source of this 1553-nucleotide messenger RNA. Its product is annotated as beta-lactamase/transpeptidase-like protein. Lineage: Eukaryota; Fungi; Ascomycota; Leotiomycetes; Helotiales; Mollisiaceae. The transcript is spliced from 2 exons. The coding region runs from base 1 to 1506 and encodes 501 amino acids. The record is from RefSeq and is a predicted model, not a curated record.